Molecule: messenger RNA, 2477 nt
Organism: Phialemonium atrogriseum
Lineage: Eukaryota; Fungi; Ascomycota; Sordariomycetes; Cephalothecales; Cephalothecaceae
Product: G protein-coupled glucose receptor regulating Gpa2-domain-containing protein
Exons: 2
Coding region: 409-2067 (552 amino acids)
Biological process (GO): adenylate cyclase-activating G protein-coupled receptor signaling pathway
Cellular component (GO): plasma membrane
Molecular function (GO): G protein-coupled receptor activity
Source: RefSeq, a predicted model, not a curated record
AGGACACAUUAGCGAGAAACAUGUGUGUGCCAGGACUGCCGGUCAGGACUUCGUCGUGGUCGAGACUGAUUGCACCUCGAAACCCAAAAAUAUGGUCGUUUCUUCUCCUUCUUCACAUCCACUUUUUUUUUCCUUCUCCAUCUACACCAACCCGGGCGGUCCUCGUCGUUCCUUGCCUUCGGAGAAUAAUGUAAAAGGCGAACCAGAAAACACAUCUCUGUCGAGAGAUCGCCUUCGAGUGUCUGGGACAUUUCCCUCUUUUCUAACUUCAAUCUUUUAAUCAUCUUUUUAUUCCUCCUCACGGAGACUGGGGUCGCUCGACAGAUUUCCCGCUCGUUGGUUCGCCGCUCUUGACAAACAGUCAUUCUUUACAUCUCCAGUCCGCCAAAAAGUAUGGGGUAAGGGAAGAUGAACAACAAUAUAUACGAUUCAGACGAUGCCAGCGGCAGCAUCUCGCCACUCCCUCCGGUCCUCGUCCACGGCCUCGCGGCCGUGUCGGUCCUGGCCUUCUUCUCCUUCUUCUCCUCACUCUCCUUGUUCGUCUUCCUCACGCGCAAGUUCUACAUAUGGCAAAUAAAGGAGCCGCCGAAGGAGGAGAAGCGGCCGAGUACGCCGGAGCCCGAGUCGCCAACCUCGACGGACGUCAACGGCUUCCUCGUGCCCGAGUCGCACCUGUGCCCGCCGAUGCAGACGACUUGGGAGCCCGUGAGGGAGACCGUCUGGGAGCGGUUCAAGAGGGAUCCGCCGAACCAGUUCCUGGUGCUGAUCUACAACCUCCUGCUCGCCGACAUCCAGCAGUCCCUGGCCUUCAUGCUCAACAUCAGCUGGCUCACGAGGGACGCGUUGGAGGCGGGGACCUCGGUCUGCUGGGCGCAGGGGUGGUUCAUGUCCAUCGGGGACCUGGCCUCGAGCGUCUUCAUCUCCGCCAUCGCCGUGCACACCUACCUCGGUGUCGUCAACGGAUACCGUCUGCCGUCCUGGGCCUUUUACUCGGCAAUCAUCGCGCUCUGGUCAUUCGUGUACGGCACGGCGCUCCUUGGGAUGAUUAUCACGGCGAAUGGACGUGACGAAGGGGGCUUGUACGUGCGAGCCGGUGCCUGGUGCUGGAUCAACUCGGCCUACCAAACCCUCCGUCUGACCCUGCACUACCUCUGGAUCUUCCUCUCCCUGACCCUCACCUCGAUCAUCUACCUGGUCAUCUUCUUCCACCUCCACUUCCACCGCAAGCACAGCCCAACCUGCUGUCUCGCCUCCGGAUCCGACCACAGCCCCCCAGGAGAGCACUACCCGAACCCCGACCCAAACAGGCUGAAACCCACCUCCUCAGUAACAAUAACAACAACCGCCCUCCCAUCCUCCCCCCGCAGCGCCAUGACCGACACAAGCAGCAUCAGCACCAUCAUAGCCAAGCGCCUUCCCCCGAUCCCCCCCUCCUCAGCCCGCCACCCCACCUUCCUCCUCUACCCGCUCAUCUACAUCCUCUGCACCUUCCCGCUAGCCGCCGGCCGCAUCUCCUCCAUGGCCGGCCACAACGUCAGCCUGGCCUACUUCUGCUUCGCGGGGAGCAUGGUCGCCUCGGCGGGGUGGCUCGACGUCGCCCUGUACAGCAUCACCCGCCGCUCCAUCGUCUUCGGCGGCGGCGCCGCCCCGGGCCAGGACACGGGCAUCGAGACCUUCGCCUUCAUGCGCACGCCGCCCGGCCGCCGGUUCGGAAACGUCGUCUACGUCAGCGGCGGGGGGCCGGGGGGCCGGCGCGCGAAGCGCAGGUGGGCCGCGUGGAACGGGGAUGUUGUCAGGGGGGCGCGACUGCGGACGCUGACGGGCGGGUUGGCGAGGGGGGAUGGCGCGGGUGGGGGAACUGGAGGGGGAGGGUUGGGGAGCGGGAAUGCGAGUAGGGAGGCGCUGGGGUCGAUGAAGGGGUUUGGCAUGGGCGCCGGGGAGGUCAUGGGUAUGGCGAUACAGUGCGAAACGGUCACGACGGUGGUCAUUGAGGAGGCGUCUGAUGAGAGUAUCGGGCCUGGGAGCGUGACGAGUACGGUGAGCUCGACGAGGUCGGGGACGAUGUAAUGCGGUGUUGGUGAAAGGGGGUAUAUGUGAAAUGGUAACGAAUGAUACGCACGCACUGAUGGGUAUUUGGCGUUGGGAUAGGGGCUUGGGAUCAGGGUGGGGGAAAAGGAAAAGACCCGUGACUUGGGAAAUGGGUUUCGGUCGAAAGCUAAUCUACGACCUGGGGCAAGGGAAUUGGAUGUCGGGUCACAACGGUUGGUGUAAGAUAUACCCUGCUUUUUUUUGUGUCUUCUUUUGUUGCUUUUUCUCUGUGUGUCUCUCUUCUUUUCUCCUUACCCCAUAUAUUUUUUUCUCCCGUACAGAUGGAGAUAGCCACCCACAAGGGGAAGUCGUGGACCGGCUUAGUUUAGAUGGGUUUAUGACGCUACAUUUUGUACUUCGAGGCAGGACUGCACCAGGAGUAUUACUAG